AUGGAUUAUAUUAUCAAUGGUACAUAUUUAAUGCUAGAGGGACAUGUGGAUUUAGAGCAUUACAGAUAUCUUUAUUUUAUAAUCACUCUCACUAUUAACAUAAUGAUUAUCUGCUUUAAUACUGUUAUUAUUUUUGUCAUAUACAAAAACGAAAAUUUACAUAAGCCAAUGUACAUUUUCAUUGCUGCUUUGCUUUGUAAUGCUCUCUUUGGGACGACUGCUAUUUAUCCCAAACUUCUCACUGAUUUAUUGUCUGAAAGGCAAAUAAUCUCUUUUGGAGCUUGUUUAUUUCAGGCAUUUUGCUUGUACACAUAUGGUGCAUCAGAGUUUACACUGUUAUCAGCUAUGGCAUACGACAGAUAUGUCUCUAUUUGUAGACCAUUACAUUAUACAACUAUUGUAAACAUGUCCACUGUCAGAAAGCUAAUUUUGUUAUCAUGGUGUUUGCCAUGUUGUGAAGUUGGAAUAGCUAUUAUACUAACAUCGCGCCUUCAGCUGUGUAGAUCUAAAUUAAACAGAAUAUACUGCGACAAUUACUCUAUUGUUAAAUUAAACUGUAUUGAAACCUUUGUUAAUAACUUAUUCGGAAUUAUAUUGUUCGGCAUUGCUGUAUUUCCUCAAGUGGUCUUUAUAAUGUAUUCAUAUGUCAGGAUACUUGCUGUGUGUUUAAAAAGUUCUAAACACUUCAAAAAAAAAGCUUUACAGACAUUAUCACCACACCUUCUUAUUUUCUUAUUCUUUUCUGUCAACGGAAGUUUUGAGAUGAUAAAUAAUAGACUAGACUCAAUGAAUAUUUCCCACAUUACAGCCAUGGUCAUGUCAAUUAUUCCUUUUGUAUUUAUGCCACUUAUUAAUCCUAUAAUAUAUGGAUUAAAACUGCAAGAAAUUAAAGAUAAUAUAAGGAAACUGAUUUUAUAA
This is a messenger RNA of Clarias gariepinus (North African catfish), 918 nucleotides long. Its product is annotated as olfactory receptor 6N2-like. Gene Ontology annotation, biological process: G protein-coupled receptor signaling pathway. The record is from RefSeq and is a predicted model, not a curated record. Gene Ontology annotation, cellular component: membrane. The transcript has a single exon. Gene Ontology annotation, molecular function: olfactory receptor activity; G protein-coupled receptor activity. Lineage: Eukaryota; Metazoa; Chordata; Actinopteri; Siluriformes; Clariidae. The coding region runs from base 1 to 918 and encodes 305 amino acids.